AUGCAGGUGCUAAUACCUUUACAGUGCAUUGCAAAGCAACAACUUGCAACAGAAGAGGUACAUGUGAAGAAUUGGCUGGUGGUUUUAGAUGCCAUUGUGACCACAGGUUCUAUGGAAACAAUUGUGAAAAUGAGAAAUGCAAAGCCACAAACUGCAACAGAAGGGGUACAUGUGUUCAAUUGUCUCAUGGUUUUAGAUGCAUCUGUGACCAAGGCUUCUAUGGAAACAGUUGUGAAAAUGAGCCCUAUCUACAAUUAUUACACAUGUUUGCCCAAGUUAAAUGCCACUUGGCAUCCAUGGGGACCCAGUGUUAAUACUGGUGCCAAUGUCUUUACAGAGAAAUGCAAAGCAACAAGCUGCAGCAGACGAGGUACCUGUGUUGAAUUGGUUAAUGGUUUUAGGUGCUUCUGUCAGCAUGGCUUCUAUGGAAGGAAUUGUGAAAAUGACAAUUCAACAAUCUGCCAAGCCUCUGGGUCCUGGACAACUUACAAUACAACCUGCCAAGCACUUACUUGUCCACUUCUAAAGAAACCAGCACACAGUAGUGUGAAUUGCUCCGGUCCCUAUGGUGGGAAGCAUUACAACACAUCUUGUUAUUUUUCAUGUGAUGAUGGCUACACUCUGGAAGGGGAUCAAAAAACCAUCUGUGGGGAAUCAGGAAACUGGAAUUCACAUGAUGUACAAUGCUCUAUGAAUUACCUCAAACCAAUCCUCAUUUCUGUGGGAGUACUAAUAGCAACGGCACCUUUAAUGCUAUCAGUCAUUUGUUGGUGGAAGAGGAGAAAAUCUGAAGGGCAAAACAACACCAGCGAUGACUUUCCCAUGCAACAGAAGACUGUGGAAUAUGAAAAUCAAGAUAUAUAUAUCAUACCAACCCCAUAUCUGAAUAAUGACACACCACAAGAGGAGAUCUAUGUCAACCUCAGCAUAGAUCAGAAGAUGCAUAAAGAUUUACAUUAGUUGUCAAUGGACGGUACCAUUAAACUGGAAACCAUUGGAAACCGGAGCUUCCAUUUUUUCAAUGUGUGACAUUAACUUUGUUAUUUCACAUGAACCAAUAUCAAGCUGCAAAAUAGUAUUGCAUUUGCAGGAAAUGAUUAUCUCCAAUAAGAGACAAUUCAACCACCAUCCCUGACAUUCAUUGGUGUUAACACCACUGAAUCCUCCACUAUCAACAUCCUGGAGUGUUACCAUUGACCAGAAACUCAGGUGGACUCACCACAUAAACACAGAGGCUGCAAGAGAAGGUGAGGGGCUGGGAAUACUGUGGUGAGUAACUCAACUACCCAAAGCCUAUCCAUCGUCUACAAGGCAUGUCAGGAGU
Chiloscyllium plagiosum (whitespotted bambooshark) is the source of this 1324-nucleotide messenger RNA. Lineage: Eukaryota; Metazoa; Chordata; Chondrichthyes; Orectolobiformes; Hemiscylliidae. The record is from RefSeq and is a predicted model, not a curated record.